This is a messenger RNA of Microplitis demolitor, 1783 nucleotides long. RefSeq names its product pyruvate kinase PKM. The transcript has 8 exons. Bases 110 to 1777 code for a protein of 555 amino acids. NCBI's taxonomy places the organism in Eukaryota, Metazoa, Arthropoda, Insecta, Hymenoptera, Braconidae. Gene Ontology annotation, cellular component: cytoplasm. The record is from RefSeq and is a predicted model, not a curated record. Gene Ontology annotation, molecular function: potassium ion binding; pyruvate kinase activity; magnesium ion binding. Gene Ontology annotation, biological process: glycolytic process.
UUGUUAUUUUUGGCCUGUCAAAGUAAAAAAUUAUGAUUGGUUUUUUUAUUUAUUAUUAUUAUCAGAUUAUAAAAAAAAAUUAAUUUAAUGUUUUAAUAAUUUUUAAAUUAUGUAUAAAAACUCAAAAAUAGUUAACCACAAUCAGCAAAUGCAAUUGGAUCAAGUUGUACCGGACUGUCAAUUGAAUGCUGCAUAUCAAUGUACAAGAAUCGAUCAUGAAAUUAAAUUGAAUGUCAAUUGCAAUCCCUCACCUGCCCGACUUACCAGAAUUAUCAUUACCCUCAGCAAUAAUAAUCAACAAAUUGAUGAUAUUGUCAAACUGAUAAAUACUAUUGAUAUUCUACGGUUAAAUAUUUCUCAUGGAGAUAAAAAUUGGCAUCGGCAGGCUAUUAAAAAUUUACGAAAAGCUUCGAAACAGCUGUCUACUCAAUUAAAUACCUUUAAUCCUCCAUCAGUGGCUCUUGAUCUCCGUGGACCUGAAAUACGUACUAAAAUAUUUAAAGACGAUCCUAAUUCAACCCAAAUUUAUACUAGUCUUACAAAAGGCAAUAACGUUAGUCUGUUAACGGAUAAUCUUAUUAUUAAACAGAAUGUAAAUACUCCAAUUCUCUGGACGUCUUGUCCAGAAUUACCUCGAAUAUCACAAAUUGGUGAUCGAAUUAUUUUAGAUCGCGGUGCUGUUGCUUUAACCGUUAAUAAAAUAGGAGAAAAUUAUGUUGAGUGCAGAGUUAUGAAUACUGGAAUGAUAUCAAAUGGUAAAAUAAUUCAGACGAUUGAUACUGCAUUAGAAUUACCUGGGAUAUCUGAGAAAGACGAGGAAGACAUAAAUUUAGCACUUGAACUUGAAUGUGAUUAUUUAAUAGUCUCUCAUGUACGAACAAGUAAAACAAUUUACAUGAUAAAAAAACGUGUAAAGGAAUCAAGCGUCCGUCCGAUUUGUAUACUCGCUAAAAUAUCUUCAUCUCAGGGUGUUGAUAGUUUUGACGAUAUUCUUAAAGUAGCUGACGGUAUUGUCAUUGACCGUGAGUGUCUUCAAGUGGACAUUAGAUCUGAAAAAAUAUUUCUGGCACAAAAAUCAAUGAUUGCCAAGUGUAAUCGAAUUGGUAAACCGGUGAUAGUAACAUAUCGCGUGUCAACAACCGACGGGCGAGUGAAACUGGACCUCGACCUUCUGGCAAAUGCAAUUCUCGAGGGUGUUGAUGGUAUUUUUUUAGCCACUGGUUCCUUGAUUGAUAUCAAUAAACUUAAGAAACUUAUCGAGGACGUCGACCUCACAUGCCGCGAGGCUGAAUCUGCGAGAUGGCAAAGACAAAUUUUUCACGAGCUCAGUUACAAGAGCACAAUCCCAGUGGACUCAACUCACGGCGUAGCUAUUGCUGCCGUGGAGCUGUCAAUGAAACUCAAUACAUCGGCAAUAAUUGUCACCACAACGACCGGUCGAUCUGCAAUGCUACUGUCUAUUUAUCGACCACGAUGCCCUAUAGUUGCAGUUACGCGACACAAAAUAACUUCUCAAUGGCUAAGAAUUUAUUUUGCCCUUCAUCCUAUUCACUAUACCUGUAAACGAAAUUCAAAUUGGAGUCAAGACAUAGAAGAGAGAAUCAGCUGUGGUAUGAAUUACCUUCGUCAGUCAAGAUUUGUUAAAGUGGGCGAUCCAGUGGUGGUUGUUAGUGGAUGGCGUUCUCACAAUCAAGGAUUUACUAAUUCUAUUCGUGUAAUUUACGUUUCAUUGCUACCAAUUACAAGCAUCAGUGAUGACUUUGAGGAAACUUGGUGACGUAAA